UCCGAAAAAUAAUUAGCAUAACGAGUCUCAAUUCCAUAAAUAAAUAAAGAAUGCCGUCCAGAGAUUAAAGAAAAAAGAUAUAAAGGAAUUUUGAAGAUGGGUCGAACUAACUAAGUAAUCGAAAGGAAUAAAAAAAGAGUAACACGUUCGUUAACAAAUCCGAGAUGGUGGCCCACCCAAACUGCUGCGAAUUGCCAGCACCGCAUUUUUGCAGACUGCUCCUCAUGGUCGACUGCAAAGUGAAGGGAAAAUCAAAGAACAAAGUUUAUAAAUGUAUAGUGUACUUCGUGCAGGAAUCUACAGUGAAACAGUCAGAGUGUGUGCAGGCAGGCAGCCGACAUUUAUAAAAAGUUUCCCAAAAAAGCAAGAAGUACAGAGAGUUAUCAUCAUAUAUAAAGAAAAAAAAUGAAGACUAAAUUAAUGGUUAUUUUUGGACUGCUGGCCGUUGUAGCUCUGUGCACAGCUCGACCUGCCGAAGAGGAGUACGAGUAUGAAGAAGAACCUGCACCACCACCAAAAAAAGUACCUGCAAGAGGCCCGUUAGUCGGUAGGAGGAAUCCUUUAGCUGGGAAGAAUAACAAGGCUGCUAGUUCUACUACUACAACCACAGCUGCUCCACAGGAAGAAGAGCCAGUUGCUGAAGGCGAUUACGAAGAAGAGCCCCAACCAGUCGAAACCAGUUCAACGACUGAAGCCGCAAAGAAAUUCAUUAAGGGUGGCAUUGUAAGACCUUUCAGAAGUAACGACGAUUUGUUAGCCACUUUGAAAAGAAGAAGAGAACAAGUUGUUCACAAACCACAAAAAGCCAGUAGCGUCAACAGACACCAAGGAGGAAGUGGCAGCGGAACCGGCACAAAGGAAACCAAACCUGCCGCUUCGUCGUCAUCAGGAAGAAGGAACCGCUUCAGCAAGUCCAAGGCUAGCAACGAGGUACCGGCGGAAGAACCCAGCACAGCUGCAUCGGCAGGCAGGACAGCAAGGGGCAGGUUCAAUGGCAGAAGAUAGAAUAGAAUAGAACAAUGUAGAAUUAAUAAAUAAGACCC
This is a messenger RNA of Sitophilus oryzae (rice weevil), 1043 nucleotides long. RefSeq lists its product as uncharacterized. The coding region runs from base 406 to 1005 and encodes 199 amino acids. The transcript is spliced from 4 exons. The record is from RefSeq and is a predicted model, not a curated record. NCBI's taxonomy places the organism in Eukaryota, Metazoa, Arthropoda, Insecta, Coleoptera, Curculionidae.